CCUCAGAACACUGUUUUUUAACAACAGAAAGAAUGUGCCCGUGCGCCAGCGUGCGCGUCAACGUUGGAGUGCGCGCCGGCAAGGAGGGGAAAAUCUGGAUGGACAAAUCUGCACCGAUAAAGGCAGGUUAACCAAACGCGCGGGGGUCUAAAUAAAUAACCCAGCAAAUGAGCAGACUGCGUGGUGGUCAAACGCAUGCAGACGCACGCAGACACGCACAGUUUUGACACAGACACACAGACACACACAUAAACGCACACACACGCUUGAGCAGGACACCGGGCAGAGUGCGUUCCGCUGAUCAUCUCCGUCCCUCCCUCCAGCAAACGGAUUGCCUGUGCCACUGACGACAGCCAGUCACACAGCGCUGCUGAGAGUGCGAGGCUGUGGAGUGGAGAGACCGCAUCGAGGAGCUGCGCGCUGUGCAUCGGGAGCGCUGCGUGGGAGUUUUUUUUCUCUCUCUACCUGCCAUUUGCAUUCCUUCUUUAUUCCCAUCCUCGGACGCGUUCGGGCGCACAAGGAGUCCCGUUACCAAGGGGAGGAUCGCGCUGUAUUUUUGCGCGCCUGUGUGCGUGCGUGCGUCCGUGUGUGUGUGUGUAUGUGUGUGUGGGUUGCCCGUUUUUAACUACUGCUGUCAUCUCCGAAAAACCGCGGUGUGGAGAAAGUCAUUGGGAAAUCGGGAAGAAAACGGCUGGCUGGUGUGUGCUCUCUGCCUCGCUUUUUUAUUGCUUUUUUUUUUUUUUUUUGCUCUGAAAGCUGCCUUUCAAGGCGAUGGACUUGAGAUAGUGCGUCUCAAUUUGAGUGUUGGAGGCUGGGAGUUGCCGUCGGGGAGAAAUGCGAAAGGAUGCUUGGAAGCAGUGAAGGCUACAGCAGGUAACCGAUAAGAUGGCGGCCGGGGAAGCGACUGGGCACAGCUACCUGGUGGCUUGCUGGCAGCCCAUUCUGAUCCUGAUGCUGGGCACUGUGCUGUCUGGCUCCACCACAGGCUGUCCAUCCCGCUGUGAGUGCAAUGUUCAAGAGCGCUCUGUGAUGUGCCACCGCAAGAAGCUCAUGACAGUUCCUGAGGGCAUCCCUGCAGAAACAAAACUGCUGGACCUCAGCAAGAACCGCAUUAGAACCAUUAACCCAGAUGAGUUUGCCAACUUUCCCAACCUGGAGCACCUGGAACUCAGUGAAAACACCAUCUCCACUAUUGAACCCGGAGCGUUCAACAACCUUUAUGGCUUGCGGACAUUGGGAUUGCGUAGCAACAAGCUGAAGCUGAUCCAGCUGGGUGUCUUCACUGGCCUGAGCAAUCUCACACAGUUGGACAUAAGUGAGAACAAGAUCGUCAUCCUGCUGGACUACAUGUUCCAGGAUUUGUACAACCUCCGGUCUUUAGAGGUGGGCGAUAAUGACCUGGUUUUCAUCUCCCACCGGGCUUUUCAUGGCCUAAGUAGCCUUGAACACCUGAGUCUUGAGAAGUGCAACUUGUCCUCUGUGCCAACAGAGGCUUUUACCCACCUGCACAGUUUGAUCACUCUUAGGCUGCGCCACCUGAAUAUCAAUGUCAUACGGGAUUACUCUUUUAAGCGGCUAUAUCGGCUGAAAGUGUUGGAAAUAGCCAAUUGGCCAUAUUUGGAUACGAUGACUCCAAAUUGCUUGUAUGGAUUAAAUCUCACCUCCCUGACCAUUGCAAAUGCCAACCUGACCACAAUUCCCUAUGUAGCCCUGCGGCACUUGGUUUAUUUGCGCUUUCUUAAUCUGUCAUACAACCCUAUUCAUACCAUUGAAGGGAAUAAGCUCCACGAUCUUCUGCGUUUGCAGGAAUUUCACCUUGUCGGAGGCAGACUGGCAAUGAUUGAGCCCUACUCUUUCCGUGGUUUAAACUACCUGAAAAUUCUAAAUGUGUCUGGAAACUCUCUUACCACCCUAGAGGAGUCUGCUUUCCAUUCAGUUGGCAACCUCGAAACCCUUGCCUUGUAUGAUAAUCCCCUGGCCUGUGACUGCCGACUAUUGUGGGUUUUCCGAAGGCGCUGGAGACUGAACUUCAACAGGCAGCAGCCCACCUGUGCCUCCCCUGAAUUUGUCCAAGGCAAAGAGUUCAAAGACUUCCCGGAUGUUCUGCAGCCCAACUACUUUACGUGUCGCAAGUCUAGGAUUAGGGAUCGCAAACCCCAGCAGAAAUUUGUUGAUGAGGGAGCCAUUGUUCAUUUUGCUUGCCAAGCAGAUGGAGAUCCUGCUCCAGUGAUAAUGUGGCUAUCUCCACAGAAAAAGUUUAUCACCACCAAAACGAUCGGAAGGCUCUCUGUGUUGCCAGACGGUACCCUUGAGGUGCGCUACGCCCAGAUUCAAGAUAAUGGUACAUAUGUGUGCAUAGCUAGCAACGCAGGCGGAAACGACACCUCUCUUGCUCACCUACACAUUCAUAGCUACUCGCCUGACUGGCCACACCAGCCCAACAAGACUUUUGCCUUCAUAUCCAACCAGCCCACAGAAACUGGUGCUAACGGUACAAGAGCCAACGUCCCUUUCCCAUUUGAUAUAAAGACUCUGAUCAUUGCGACCACAAUGGGCUUCAUCUCUUUUCUUGGUGUCGUCCUGUUCUGCCUGGUGCUGCUGUUCCUUUGGAGCAGAGGUAAAGGCAAUACUAAGCACAACAUUGAGAUCGAGUAUGUGCCACGGAAAUCGGACGCUGGCAUGAGCAGCAGCACAGUGGAUGCUCCUCGCAAGUUUAACAUGAAAAUGAUUUAACAGAUUUGUGGAUUUUAUUAAUUCUGAACUUCAAAAUAAGACAAAUGGAAAAGAAGACAUUUUCUUUCCUCUCUUACCAACCUGUGGAUCCUGGUCUGUUAACAUAGAGUAAUAUGUUUUUUUCCUGACUGAUGGACUUGACAGGAGAGCACUUCUUGCAUUUCAAAGUUGAGAGGGAAUGAAACCACACCCAGCGUUUCAGGGCAUUGGUGGUUUCUACAAGGCCUGUGGGGGCAUUCAUUGAAAGUCCGAUUUGUCAUAAGCAGUUCAUAUUCCUAUGGAUUUAUAGUUGGAAAAAUAUAUCAGAAAAGGAAAAAAAAAGAAAAAAAAUUAAAACACUUCAAACAGCCAGAAUGCGAGGGGCAGAUCAUAUUUUGGCCAUUGCUCUUUUUGUGUGUAUUUUUUAAUUUAGUGGGUUUUUUUGUUUCGUUUUUCCAAGGUUCGAUGUCCUGUUUUGAAUGAGAUUUGUAUGGGUUGAUGAGCACAUUUAUACAACGCUGGUGCAUUUCGAUUACAUCUUCAUUACAAUACAGCAGUGUUACAAUUGUGAACGCUAUGUGCUACAUAUGUUUUUUUUUUCUUUACUUUCCUACAGUCAUGAUUGUGCUGUGAUUCAUCAAAUGUGUAUUCGUAUUAAAAUACCUGAUAAAAAUUUGUUGAGAGAGUAUGCCCCAGAAAUGAGGAGAAAUAGAUAACAUAGAAAGUAGGUCACACUGGGAUAUUCUUGUAAACACAACACUGUUGGUGAUAUCGGUAAGAUGUAAUUUGAAUGUUACAGCAGCUGAUAUGUAACCAAGAAAAUAUAGUGAAUGACUAUGUAAAGCAUAUUACAUGGUGAAUGAGGUGAACAAUGCCAUGGUAAUGACAAAAAUAAAUAUUUAGAAAAUUUGUAGAUUCUGUGGCAUCAAAGCAUCCUUUACUACUGAUACCCAUUCUCAGUGCUGCGCUGUAAAAUCAGACAAAAGGUAUAUAUGAAUUCUGCAUUGUAAUACGAUGCUAUUUACAUAAUUUUGAAUUUAAAACUAGCCUUAAAUUACAUUGUCAAAUGGGUCUCUUAAUAUGAGAUUUUAGCACUGGAGGAACACUCUAAUGUAGUCAUUUGACCCCAGUAUCUGAUAUCAAUGUCAUGCAGCCUUUUUUUUCAGAUGUAAUCCAGACAGUGCACACACAUGGACAGAGGCCAUGAUACAGAAGGAAAUCUGAGAUGUUGUUGAUAUGAUGCUUUGUGCUAACAAUAGAUGCAGUGUCUAUUGUAGAGUUUUGCCAUCACACACAGUGGGCGGUUGUACCUUGAUAUUAAAGCGCUUCUCCCCAACCUUUUAAAUUGCAUUUCAGUAACUGAUAUGGUAGUAUUAUUUUGUGCUCAACCUGACUGAGGGAUAAAAGUUGUGCUAAUGGUUUUGGGUUCAGUGUGCUCUUCAAGCUGUAGAAAAUUUCUGUCAUUGUUGAUUUGUUUUUUUUUUCUAAUGAAGUUAAUGCUUUAUUUAUGAUGAUGCUCCCUCCCUGCCCCAUCAAAGAAAUUAAAAUAUUACCUUCCAGGAUCAUUGACAGGUUUGCUUUUCCCCAGAAAUGUGCAUCGUUUGUCAGUGGGGAAAGAACUGCUGCAUAUCAGCUGCUCCAAGUUGGCCCUGCAUAUGAAAUCUGAGGAUACAGCCUUACCUUUUCAAGUACACACUGUGGACAGCUGGGCUUUGCGAACGUGUGUGAGGAUAAAGGCUAAGUUAUUGAUGAUGGAUGAUAUUACAGAUAACGACACAGUAAUGGCUGGAAGUAUGGACUGAAUAUGCAGAUGGUUGGAGUGACACAGAUGGUUUCACCCAUGGAGCAAUGUGAAGCAGCUUUGGUGUAAUCCGUUUUGCAUAAAGGAAAAAAAAAAAACACAAACACUGGAUAUGGCUCAUGGUUCUCCCUCUUGCUGAUUAUGAAUGCUCUCUUUGUUCAAAGUGUGGCUACUGUACCUAGCCUUUUCUUUCAGUCCCGUGGGAUCCCGGGGUUCUGUUUUUGGUUUCUGUUAUUCCUUUUAAUUUUUUUUAUUUGUUUCAACCCUGGACUAUAUUGACCAUGUAGUCCAAGCCAACUUUUUACAAAAAAAAAAGAUACUUAAAAAGAAAUCUAUGGAAAAUACAUUCAAAUUGUUCUGUGCAAUAAAGGUAAUAUGCAGAUUUUUUUUUUAAUUAACAAAAUUUUGUUGAUGUUGAAUUGUUGAGAAUAUGGUAUGUUGUAUUAAACAAUCUAUGGACUUUUUUAAA
Molecule: messenger RNA, 4982 nt
Organism: Acanthochromis polyacanthus (spiny chromis)
Lineage: Eukaryota; Metazoa; Chordata; Actinopteri; Pomacentridae
Gene: lingo1a
Product: leucine rich repeat and Ig domain containing 1a
Exons: 2
Coding region: 886-2733 (615 amino acids)
Cellular component (GO): extracellular matrix
Molecular function (GO): protein binding
Source: RefSeq, a predicted model, not a curated record